AUGUCCCUCUUCAAAAGCUACCUGGGCCUUGGCCGCUCCAACUCUACAUCACAGCCCAAAGAGAACGACAAGAACACAGUCCGCGCCCUACCAGCAUCAUGGUAUACAUCGCGCGACAUGUACGAGCUGGAGCGGCGCGCCAUCUUUUCCCGAAAAUGGCUCCUCACCACGCACAAGCUCCGUCUCAAGAACUCGGGUGACUGGCUGCGGUACGAGAUUGCCGGGUUCCAGUUCGUGCUGUGCCGGGACCGGACGGGCUCCAUCAACGCCUUCCACAACGUGUGCCGGCACCGGGCGUUCCCCGUGGUGACCGAGGAGCAGGGCAACAACAAGGUGUUUUCGUGCAAGUACCACGGCUGGUCGUACGGCAUGAACGGCAAGCUGGCCAAGGCGCCGGGCUACCAGGACAUGGAGGAUUUCGACAAGGCGCAGAACGGGCUGCUGCCGAUCCACGUGCACAUUGACCACAACGGCUUCAUCUGGGUCAACAUGGACGGCAAGCCGGAGCCCGAGAUUGCGUGGGACGACGACUUUGGCGGCGUCGACACGCAGGAGCGGCUGCUCGAGUACAACUUUGACGACUACGAGUUUGACCACGCGUGGGAGAUGGAGGGCGAGUACAACUGGAAGAUCCUGGCCGACAACUACAACGAGUGCUACCACUGCAAGGUCGCGCACCCGGACAUUCCGAGCAUCGCCGAUCUCGAGGCCUACAAGGUCGAGGUCAAGGACUCGUGCAUCGAGCACUAUGCCAACUCGACGCCCGAGCAGAUUGCGCGCGGCUUCAAGGUGGCGCCGACGUACUUUUUCCCCAACGCGUCGAUGAACGUGACGCCAAACUUCUUCUUCACGCAGCGCUUCGUGCCCAGCGGCCCGACCCAGUCGGCGAUGAAGUACGAGGUGUUCCGGCACAAAAACGCAGACGACGAGGCCUUUACCACCAUCAACGACAUGUACAAGCGCAUCAUGUCCGAGGACAAGUACCUGUGCAUCAACGCGCAGAGGAACCUCAGCGCCGGCGUCUUUGUCAACGGCGAGAUGCACCCGACCAUGGAGAAGGGACCGCUCUUCUUCCAGCGCAAGAUCCGCGAGACCGUCACCGAGCACCACGCCAAGGAGGUGCGCGCCGAGGCUGAGAUUUGGCCGGCGCGGCAGACGCUGCCGUGUGGCGCCGGCGCCAGCAAGGACGUCGACUUUUGCGCAAAGGUCGACUGCCACAGCAAGACGGCCAACAAGCUGGCGGCGCAGCAGAUGAUUGAGGUGUAA
Messenger RNA from Cordyceps militaris CM01, 1266 nucleotides. RefSeq names its product Rieske. The coding region runs from base 1 to 1266 and encodes 421 amino acids. The record is from RefSeq and is a predicted model, not a curated record. Gene Ontology annotation, molecular function: iron ion binding; 2 iron, 2 sulfur cluster binding. The transcript has 2 exons. Lineage: Eukaryota; Fungi; Ascomycota; Sordariomycetes; Hypocreales; Cordycipitaceae.